This is a messenger RNA of Talaromyces atroroseus, 774 nucleotides long. RefSeq lists its product as hypothetical. The transcript has 2 exons. Gene Ontology annotation, molecular function: FAD binding. NCBI's taxonomy places the organism in Eukaryota, Fungi, Ascomycota, Eurotiomycetes, Eurotiales, Trichocomaceae. The record is from RefSeq and is a predicted model, not a curated record. Bases 1 to 774 code for a protein of 257 amino acids.
AUGGCACCGCUUAACGUCGCCAAUAUCGGAGCCGGUCCAGCCGGUUGCCUGUUAGCCCGUCUGCUGCAUAUAAACGGCAUUCAAUUUACAGUGUUUGAAGCUGAAGCAUCCCCCGACAGUCGUCGCAUUCAAGGCGGGACUCUUGACUUGCACGCAAAGACGGGCAUUGCCGCGCUGAAGGCAGCAGGGCUAUACGACGAAUUCACCAAACUUGCGCGUUUCGACGGAUCGUCUCUGACCAUCUGUGAUAAGAGAAACCAGCCUUACUUCAGACUGCCAGCCCUGUUUACGAAUAAUCCAGAGAUAGACCGUGUGCAGCUCCGGUCACUGCUAUUGCAAUCGAUACCCUCGGAUCGGAACCGGGGAAAAGUCCAAGGCGGAUUCAGCCUUGUGGUUGGUGCUGAUGGAGCGUGGAGUGUAGUUCGAUCAGGUCUCAGAGACCCACUGCCAGAGUAUUCGGGGAUAUCAGGCUUCGAUAUGUCUAUGCCCAAUGCACAAGAAAAGGCACUCCCAACUUACGAUCUACUUCAGCGUGGGAAUCUGUUUGCCUUUUCAGACGGCAAGUCCAUCAUCGCUCAGCAGAUGGGCGAUGGAAGUAUCCAUGUCUCAGCCUGGGGGCGUAAGAACAUCGAAUGGGCGAAUGAGACGAGGGCACAGCUGCCAUCCCUCAGGGAUACUACUAGUGAAUAUGCAGACUGGGCGCCAGAGUUGGUGGAUAUGAUCAAUCAGACCGAGCGUCACAUUAGGGCUUCUUCAUUUUACAUGCUCCCCUGA